Daucus carota subsp. sativus is the source of this 2128-nucleotide messenger RNA. RefSeq lists its product as uncharacterized. Gene Ontology annotation, cellular component: translation release factor complex. The record is from RefSeq and is a predicted model, not a curated record. Bases 167 to 1792 code for a protein of 541 amino acids. Gene Ontology annotation, molecular function: translation release factor activity; GTP binding; GTPase activity. Gene Ontology annotation, biological process: translation. Lineage: Eukaryota; Viridiplantae; Streptophyta; Magnoliopsida; Apiales; Apiaceae. The transcript is spliced from 20 exons.
AGUGAUCAAUAGGCCCAAACACAAUUCCAUCCCCGAGCCCAAAGCCGCGGACGAAUACAUACAUACACAAAUUCUGUAUUCCUGCUCAUCUUCAUUCAUACUGUGAACUAAAGUGCGUUUCAUCAACACUCACAAAUACUCUACUAGCUUCUCACAAUCAUCGACGAUGGAUAAUAUCCAAGACGAUAUCCGAGCGUUGCAGCUUGAUUCAUCUGAAGAUAAGAAUUUGGUGGCUAAUGGAGAAGAAUUGAUGGCUGAUGAAGUUGAAAAAUCUGAUAGAAUGGACGAAGAAGAUAGGAAUGUGAUGGCUAAUGGGGAAGAUUUGAUGGCUGAUGACGUUGAAAAACCUGAUAGAAUGGACGAAGACUCAAGGGAUGAGGUGCAAGGAGACUCGCAACUACCGCAUGUGGAGCCAAGAAAUACUGGUGAAGUGGUAGAAGAAGUUUCUGCUCUCGAUAAAACUGAAAACGAUACUGAAGUUGCUAAGAAAAGACAUUUGAAUGUGGUGUUUAUUGGUCAUGUCGAUGCUGGAAAAUCCACAAUUGGUGGUCAAAUACUAUUCCUUAGUGGGCAGGUUGAUGAGCGUACAAUCCAGAAGUACGAGAGAGAAGCAAAGGAUAAAAGCAGAGAGAGCUGGUAUAUGGCCUACAUCAUGGAUACCAAUGAAGAAGAAAGAGUCAAGGGAAUAACAGUUGAAGUUGGCAGAGCACACUUUGAAACCGAAACAACAAGAUUUACUAUUCUUGAUGCACCGGGUCACAAAAGUUAUGUACCAAAUAUGAUUAGUGGUGCAUCUCAAGCUGACAUCGGUGUGCUGGUGAUAUCUGCUCGGAAAGGAGAAUUUGAAACAGGAUAUGAGAAAGGUGGGCAGACUCGUGAACAUGUCCAGCUUGCAAAGACUCUGGGUGUCACUAAACUCCUCGUCGUUGUCAAUAAGAUGGAUGAUCCUACAGUGAACUGGUCAAUAGAUAGGUAUAACGAAAUUGAGUCAAAAAUGACACCAUUCUUGAAGUCUUCUGGUUACAAUGUGAAGAAAGAUGUGCAGUUUCUACCAAUUUCCGGGCUUCAUGGUUCAAAUUUGCAGACAAGAGUGGACAAAUCUGUUUGUUCAUGGUGGAAGGGUGCAUGCCUCUUCGAAGCCCUUGAUGCAAUUGAUGUUCCUCCUCGUGAUCCAAAGGCCCCAUUCAGGUUGCCCAUUAUUGACAAGUUUAAAGACAUGGGUACUGUUGUUAUGGGCAAAGCAGAAUCUGGUAGCGUGAGUGAGGGUGAUAGCUUGAUGGUCAUGCCAAACAAGGCUCAUGUGAAAGUUCUUGCUGUAUAUUGUGAUGAAGAUAAAGUUAGGCGUGCUGGACCUGGUGAAAACUUGCGUGUCAGAUUAUCUGGGAUCGAGGAAGAGGUUAUAUUGUCUGGUUUCGUCCUUUGUAGUGUAGCUAGGCCAAUUCCUGUUGUCACUUCUUUUGUUGCCCAGUUACAAUUCCUUGAGGUUCUGGACAAUGCAAUUUACACUGCUGGCUACAAGGCAGUAUUGCAUAUUCACUCUGUUGUAGAAGAAUGUGAGAUUGUCGAGCUAAUGAAGCAGAUUGAUUUGAAGACUAAGAAACCUAUGAAAAAGAAAGUACUAUUUGUGAAGAAUGGGGCUAUUGUUUUGUGCCGGAUUGAGGUGAACAAUUUGAUAUGCAUUGAGAAGUUUGCAGAUUUUCCGCAACUAGGACGGUUCACUCUCCGCACUGAAGGAAAAACUGUUGCGAUCGGGAAAGUAACCGAGCUUCCUUCAUCGAGUAGUAGCUCAUAAUCAAUUUUGGCAAAUGAGGCAAACAGAGGCAAACUGAGUUGAAAUACAACAUUCUGGUGACAACAGCAUAAACAAAGCAGCAACAAAUGAGUUUACUUCUCACAGAAUCACUUGAAGCUGAAUGCAUUCCUUCGAUUUUUGAUAUAUAAGCAUGUUACAUCAUGUUGUCGUAUUCUACAGAUGAUUAGCUAAAUAUGUAUCUCUGGUGACCGUGUGUUCUGUACCAUCUAAAAAAGAUGUGAUGUUGGUUGCUUGACCGUUUAGGGUCAGUGUAUAACCUUUUUUGGUCUUGGUGUUAGAUUAAUUUAUAAUUAUAGUUCCUGGAUUUAUUGCGUC